This is a messenger RNA of Ostertagia ostertagi, 516 nucleotides long. Lineage: Eukaryota; Metazoa; Nematoda; Chromadorea; Rhabditida; Trichostrongylidae. The record is from the annotation of a GenBank genome assembly.
AUGAUUAUCCCAUUGAAUGUGAGUGAUAACAGCAAACCCGGCGAUGAUUUGUUGUCCUCCUGCAAAUUCGCUGGUGACUGCCAGGCGUUUCUUCGAGAAGACGGCAGUAUUCAUUGUACAGAUAUGAAACUGAGUGAUAUAUCCUUUGAAUUUCCCCGUUACUGCUACGAUCUUAAUAUGCGUGACUAUCGAUACGUGUAUGGUUCUUGUCUUACUCACGACGACAACGAAAAACAUGGAGUAGUCAAAGUCGAUGUUAAAGAUGGAACCUCCAAAGUGUGGUACAAAGACGCCGAGGACCACUUAUGUGCUGAGCCCAUUCUAGUGAACAAGCCUGGUUAUUCGAAAGAAGAUGAAGGAGUGUUGAUUGUGCCGGUCGUCACGUGUCGGGAAGGUGACAGGCCAUAUGUGGUCGUGCUAGAUGCUGAAACUAUGGAGGAGCAGGCUCGCUAUGUGGUUCCACAAUCACGGAUUCCACUAGGCUUCCAUGCGCAUUACACACAACGGUCGAACUGA